AUGAUAGGGAAUAAGGAAGAAGCUUAUGAAUGUUUUAAUUUAGCCUUAAAAUAUAUGAAAGUUGGGAACUAUAGUCAUGCAAAAAAUUUAUUACUAAAAUGCAAAAGAAUGUUCCCUGAUAUUGAUAUAAGUGAAAAAUUAAAAAUAUGUGAAGAGGAAUUGAACAAAACAGAACAUAUAGGAAAAGAAAAUGAAGUACAUAAUAAUAAUAAUAAUUCAACUUUUAGAAAUAAUCAAGGUAAUUUACAUGAACGUCAUAAAACAAAAGAUGAAUGUUUAGAAAAAAUUUUGAGAACAAAUAAUUACUACGAAAUUCUGGGUAUACCAAAAAAUAGUAAUGAUGAAACUAUUAAGAGCGCUUACAAAAAAUUAGCUAAGUUAUAUCACCCAGAUAAAAAUAAAGAAAAAGGAGCAGAAGAAGCUUUUAAGAAAGUUUCUAAAGCUUUCCAACAUUUAAUAAAUAAAGAAAAAAGAUAUGAAUAUGAUAAUAAUUCUGAGACAGAUCACCAUCAUCAAACUUUUAGAACAACUCAUUAUUAUUAUAAUGACGAAACGUUUACUCCUGAAGAUCUUUUCCGUAGUUUUUUUGGAAUAAAUUUUGCUACAUGUAAUAAUAGACAAUUUAGAGCUAAUGUCAAUACUAAUAGAACUUAUGCAAACACUAACAACAAUUCUAAUAAUAAUAGUCAACGAAAUUAUUCCUUCGUUCAAGUUUCCAUAUUUUUAAUAAUGUUUAUUAUUUUCUUUUUAUCAAGUCAUUUUGAGCAGCCUAAGGCUGUAUAUUCCCUUCAAAAAACAGGUUACUUUGAUACGUUAAAUUACACAUCUCUAAACAAUAUUCGAUUUUUUACAAAAAGAUCAUUUAAUUAUAAUUAUCCUAGAAAUAGCCAUGCGCGCUUUCAAAUUGAAUACGAAGUAGAAUACAAAUAUUAUGAGCAUGAAUGUCAUAUUUUAACCAAGAAAAUAAAAAAUGAUUACUACAAGCAAAAGAAUCAAUAUCAACAAAAAUUAAAUUAUCAAGAUAUUCCAGAGAGUUGCAUGAAACUGAAGACAUUAGAGGAGCAGUAUAAUAACUUCAUAUUAAAGAUGAAGAAGCGAUAG
This is a messenger RNA of Plasmodium malariae, 1101 nucleotides long. Its product is annotated as DnaJ protein, putative. NCBI's taxonomy places the organism in Eukaryota, Apicomplexa, Aconoidasida, Haemosporida, Plasmodiidae. Bases 1 to 1101 code for a protein of 366 amino acids. Gene Ontology annotation, cellular component: endoplasmic reticulum membrane. The record is from RefSeq and is a predicted model, not a curated record. Gene Ontology annotation, biological process: cellular response to misfolded protein. The transcript is spliced from 5 exons. Gene Ontology annotation, molecular function: Hsp70 protein binding.